Molecule: messenger RNA, 884 nt
Organism: Paramisgurnus dabryanus
Lineage: Eukaryota; Metazoa; Chordata; Actinopteri; Cypriniformes; Cobitidae
Gene: phlda2
Product: pleckstrin homology-like domain, family A, member 2
Biological process (GO): positive regulation of apoptotic process
Molecular function (GO): phosphatidylinositol phosphate binding
Source: RefSeq, a predicted model, not a curated record
GCGGCGCUCAGAUCGGUCUGGAUUUUAAUGCACGCAUGAAGCAGCGCGGCGUCACACGGAGACUUCAAACGCGAUUAUACGAAGCUCUCGGUCAUUCGUAUACCUGCUUAUUCCCACACAAGCCUUCAAACGCCACCAUGACGGGCUCUGACAUCUCCCAGAUCCUGAAAGAAGGAGAGCUGGAGAAGAGAAGCGACAAUCUCCUCCAGUUCUGGAAGAGAAAGACCUGCGUCCUCACCUCGGACAGCCUGAACAUCUACGCGGAUAACCAGAAGAAAACCAAGAGCAAAGAGCUCAAGCUGCAGUCCAUCAAGAAGGUGGAUUGCGUGGAGCGAACCGGAAGGUUCGUUUACUUUACCAUCGUGACCACGGAUAAUAAAGAGAUUGACUUCAGGUGCUCGGGUGAGGAAAACUGCUGGAAUGCUGUCAUCACAAUGGCUCUCAUCGACUUCCAAAACAGAAAAGCCAUUCAGGACUUUAAAACAAGACAGGAGAUAGACGACACGUCUCUGGGACGACAAGAGAAAUGCAAAGCCAGAGCACCAUGAGAUGUUCAUCCAAGCCAUACAUGAGAUACGUCAGACUGAAUCUUGAUAAGCUUGGACCAAAGCAUGGACAAUGUCGGCAUGUCUGGAAACAGCCCAUGUGCUUGGGGCAAGGACGUCCCCAAAAACGCUCCGCUGAAGGUUUUUGGAAACCUGACACGAUUUCAACAUGAAAACCCUCGAAAAGACUGAACUCUUGAACUUUAUUAACCGCAGAGUCGAUGAGGCUUUGGAUAUACGUGUAAAUUAUUUAUUUUUCCAGAGGAUCGCUGCGAAUACCAAUGUUGUAUUAAGUUAUUUCAUUUAUGUAUUUAUUUAAAUAAAUUUUCACGAAACAUA